UUCAUUUAUAUUAGGAACCCUUUUCUUCUUGUUCGGUCACAUUCCUCCUACAAAAACCCUAAUCCCGCCUUCAUACCCCACUUCUCAAAACCCUAAUUACAUUCCCUGAUCCCUUCGAUGACAGAUAUGGCAACAGAGCGCGCGGCGUCGUAGCCAUUCCCUUGCGGAGCGAUAUAAAGAAAGGUUUCCGAACAACGCAGCGAUGGAGAGCGGAGCGAGUACCUCCGUCAACUGCUUUCCGGAGGAAGGCGCUGUUUCCAGCAAGGAGGAGAGGAAGAAGGGAAAAGGUGGGUCAAGAUCGGCCUGGAAGAAGCCGGCGUCGUCACCGACGUUGUCGCCGGUGGCUGGAGAGGCGAGGAAGUCGGAGUGUCAGCUUACUGUUGCGGAUGCUUGGCCGGCUCUCGGGGAUUCCAAACCUCAUGUAAACGUCGAAGCGGGUGGAGGGAUGGCUGCGCCACCUCAUGUUGGAGCCGCUAAUGCAGGACCGGUUCCGAGAAGUGGACCGCCUGGCGCCCCUCCUCUUAACUUGCAGGGAUCAGCUAGCCAGCGGAGGUCUGAAGGAUUCGGAAGUGGCAAUCCUUCAAAUAAACACCCACUUGUACAUCCUCAUAAAGCUGUCCCUAGGCGUAAUGGGCCUGCAGCUGGAGCUACUCCACUUUCUGGUCCUUUUCCAUUUCCCCAGCAGCUGGUACCCCCUGUAUCAUAUCCCAUCGUACCUCCACCAUCUCUCAUUGUGCCAGAAUAUACUUAUCAGGCUUUUCCUCCACCUUUUCCAAGUGAACAUCAAAUCGUAAAAUCUGGAGUUGAUGUUUCAGUACCACCCUUUGCUCGAAAUAGUCAAGUUGGUGGGAUUGAGAAUAAUAGAAAUUUUCAGCCGCUGUCACGAGGAGAUUUCAAUAUCUGGCGUCCCCAAAGUGCUAACAAUGUUUACCAUCCUAAUAAUAGUCAAGAGCCUGCCGUCCGUUUUAAUCAAGCAUGGCGCUCACAGCGACCUUUUAGUCCAAGAGACAACAUGAAUAUGCCCCAAGGCUUCGGACCAAGAACAUUUGUUAGGCCGGUUCCACCUUAUUUUGGUCCAUCAUCUGGUUUUAUUGGUGGGCCUGGUUACUAUGGUGCUCCUCCUCCUGUCUGUUUUUUCCCUGCUGGGCCUGUGGAUUUCAGCAGGGGUCCUCAUUUAAUUUCAAUAGUACCACCACCUCCACCACCACCUCCGGCUCCUCCUGUUACUUCUCUGUCAUCAGAGGAACAAACAUUAAGGACUAAUAUAUUAAAGCAAAUUGAAUAUUACUUCAGUGAUGAGAACUUAAAAGAUGAUAACUACCUUCUAUCUUUGCUGGAUGAGCAUGGAUGGGUAUCUAUUCGGAGAAUUGCAGAUUUCAAUAGGCUUAAGAAAAUGACUAGAAGCAUAUCCUUAAUAUUGGAUUCCCUACAAAGCUCUAAUUUUAUAGAAAUUCAGGGUGAGAAGAUUAGACGAAAUGACUGGUCAAAAUGGAUUCUUAGAUCCAAGUCACAAUCUGCUGAUGCCAAACUUGCGGCGAGCAUUGAUGACAAUAUGAAAAACAAUGAUCAUGAAGGAGAUGUGAUUAACGAGGGUACUUGCUCACAAGGAAAUUGUAAUGAGAAAAAUAACCGCUUGCUCUCAGAGAAUGACCAGUCUAAAGAAAAUGCUAAUAGCGGAAGCUUUGCAAGGGACAAUGUUGAAGUUCAGACUACCUGUGACCCUCUUCAGGGCAUUGAUACGACAGAAGAUGAAAUUGGUUUACGACAAACUCCUAGUCCUUCAAAUGGUGCUAGCUUUGAAUUUGAUGAUGAAAAGGAAGUAGCUGAAGAGCAUCACAUGUCAAAUCUGAAAAGCUCUUCAAUUAGUUUUGCCGAUUUAUCUUCCAGCUUUUCAGGUGAACUGAGCACUUUCUUGCUUGAUGAAGAGAUGGACCAGAAGGACCACCAUUCUUUACAGAAAAGGAUUGAUGAUGAGGAAGAUGGACCAGAGUUUAAUGAUCAAGAUGUGCAGAGGCUCAUUAUUGUCACCCAAGUUAAGGAUAUCAGGAUAGAUAACGAUGAAAUAUCUGGCUUGACGAAAACAGAUCCCAUAUCUAAUGAGCUAGCCACAACGAUAGAUGAUGGGCUCUAUUUUUUUGAGCAGGAGCUGCAGGGCACACGAUCUGCUGGUCCUAGUAAUAAUUUAAGUACCGAUAUUAUAGAAGGUGAUUCCAGAUGCUCUAACCAGGGGCAGACUUCUCAGAUUUCUAAACUCAAUGCAAAAAACUGUGGAUAUAAUGGCUUAGAAGAUGGAGGACACCUUAAUUCUCGAAGGCGGCAAAACAAAGGUGGUAACAAGUCACACCUAUCACAUAAGCAACGUCUAUUCCCAGGUAAUUAUAAAUUGUAUGGCAAUGGACGUAAUCGACACUAUAUUGUGUCGGAAAGCCCCCCAAGCAGUUCGAUUGGAUUCUUCUUUGGUUCAACACCACCUGAAAAUUCUGGCUUGCUGCAAUCAAAAUUAAUUGGCUCUCCCCAUGGAAACCCUGUUGGGAGUAGUAGCCCAUCUGUGGGAUCUACGCCAAAAGCUUUCCCCCAUUUUCCCCAUCCAAGUCAUCAAUUAUUGGAGGAGAAUGGGUUCAGACAACAAAAAUAUCAUAAAUUCCACAGACGUUGUCUUGGCGAACGAAAGAAGUUGGGGAUUGGCUGCAGCGAGGAAAUGAAUACACUCUACCGGUUUUGGUCUUAUUUCCUGAGAAACAUGUUUCACGAAAGUAUGUACAAUGAGUUUCGUAAGCUUGCACUAGAAGAUGCAGCUGCCAAUUAUUAUUAUGGUCUGGAAUGUCUUUUCAGAUUUUACAGUUAUGGGUUAGAGAAGGAGUUUCGUGAUGAUUUGUACGAUGACUUUGAGCGGCUUGCUCUGGAAUUCUACCACAAAGGCAAUCUUUAUGGCCUUGAAAAAUAUUGGGCCUUCCAUUUAUAUCGAGAUCAGAAUAAACCCAUAAAGAUGAAUGGUGAGUUGGAGAAGCUGCUCAGCGAAGAGUAUCGAACCCUCGAAGAUUUCAGGGCAAGCGGAGAUAAGGCGGAAAAGGUGGCGGCGUACAAAGAGGUCACCGCCACUGGUGGCGGCUGCCGCACCCUGCUCAGGCUUGCAGUUCCAGUGAGAACUGUAAGGAGCCUGAAUCAUGCUGAAGGGCAAAUUGAGUUUCUUAUAAAUGUCAGAUAUGUUAUUGCUCCAGAGAAGCAGUGGUGA
Molecule: messenger RNA, 3232 nt
Organism: Phalaenopsis equestris
Lineage: Eukaryota; Viridiplantae; Streptophyta; Magnoliopsida; Asparagales; Orchidaceae
Product: la-related protein 1A
Exons: 16
Coding region: 203-3232 (1009 amino acids)
Biological process (GO): mRNA stabilization
Molecular function (GO): RNA cap binding
Source: RefSeq, a predicted model, not a curated record